Molecule: messenger RNA, 804 nt
Organism: Neospora caninum
Lineage: Eukaryota; Apicomplexa; Conoidasida; Eucoccidiorida; Sarcocystidae
Product: putative ribosomal protein L7
Exons: 7
Coding region: 1-804 (267 amino acids)
Biological process (GO): maturation of LSU-rRNA from tricistronic rRNA transcript (SSU-rRNA, 5.8S rRNA, LSU-rRNA)
Cellular component (GO): cytosolic large ribosomal subunit
Molecular function (GO): structural constituent of ribosome; RNA binding
Source: RefSeq, a predicted model, not a curated record
AUGCCGAAGCGUGAAAAGCCAAGCGUGGACACGUCGACUCUCCAACAGGAGGGAGGCGCUAAGGUUGAGUUGCGCCCCAGGAAUCCUGGGGAAGCACUCAAAGUUGCCAAGACCGUCUUGCGCCGACGUGAACAGAAUCUCGAGGAAAAGGCCGAGCGAGCAAAGAAGAUCCGGGGCCUGAAGCGGAGGGAAGACCGCGACUGCCAUCAGCAGGUCAUCAAGUCGGCACAGUACUUCGUGAAGCGCGCUCGCCUCCGAUCUGUCGACAAUAAACGAGUCGUUUUCGCAAAGAAGACACCUGCGAAGAAGCCGCGGGAGCAAGAACGUCGCCCGCUCAUUCUGGCCGUGAGAAACGGAAGAGAAGGAGGCAGUCCGGAGGUCCAGGCCGGUCUCAAGAGACUCGGCCUCAGAAAACCGUUUUGGGGCACUGUUCUGCGGAACGACGAGGCGACGCUGCAACAGCUGCGGCUUCUCGACCCCUUCGUCUUCUACGGCUACCCAACGUAUGCAACCCUUCGCAAGUUGUUCCUCACGAGAGGCUGCCUGCGAAUCAACGAGAAGGAGUCCACGCCGCUAACAGACAAUGCGAAAGUCGAAGAGCAUCUGGGAGCGUACGGCAUGUUGUGCGUCGAGGACGUCGUGCAAGAGUUGUGGAAAGGUGGCGGUCACUUCGACGACAUCAAGCAGCAUUUGUGCGCCUUCCAACUGUCCAAUCUGAAGAAAGUCGAAGGACUUUACGCUCGGCGGAAUGAGUUCGGAAACAUGCGCGAAGCGAUCAACACAAAGAUUUGGAAGAUUGCAUAG